AUGUUGACAGAAGUAAACGCAACCACAAAUGGAACACGAGAAACGAGCUGCUUUGAUUCAACAGCAGCCAAAGCCGGUACAACCACAGUUCUGUGUGUGCUCUUCGUAGCUUCGCUGGUUGGAAACAUCUUCAUCGCACUGGUAGUAUACAAGACGAAAACCCUAAGAAAACCCAUCAACUUUUUCAUUCUAAACAUGGCCAUGUCCGAUCUUCUAUUUCCGAUUUUCCUGUUUCCACGUAUUGUGACCGGGUUGUACGUCGAUUUCUGGCUGAUCGACGGGCCUUUCGGCGAAGCGAUGUGCAAAAUUUUUUCUUACUCAAUCGAGGUUUCCGUUCUUGUGUCUAUACAAAGCCUGGUUCUGGUGGCUGUUGAUCGUUUUGGAGCUGUGGUAUUUCCUUUCCGUUCUCCCUUUAUCAGUACUAAGUUGUGUCGUUUCUUUAUUCUCGCCACUUGGAUCAUCUCCGUCGCUAUCAAGUCCCCAGAACUGUUUGCCUGGAAACUUAUUGAGAAUGGAAAUGGGUUCGCGUGUAAGUUGCGAUGGAAGGACGCGUUUGAAGAUUCAUUUCCCUAUGAAAGCUUCAUUCUAGCAUUGAGCAUUGUAUGUUGGUAUAUUCCUUUGGUUUUGAUCGCCAUACUCUACGUCACCAUUGUGUACAAAAUUAAAUCCCAGAGGACCCCAGGCGAGCAAUCAGUGAACGUAAGAGAACAACGUUUGAAGAGAGACAGAAAUGUUUUUAAGAUGUCUGUUGCUGUCGUGUUGGUGUUCACAUUGUGCUGGAUGCCUACCACCAUCCGGAUGUUGCUAAGACUAUUCGUCAGACAAAAUUAUGAUAUCAUCUUGUAG
This is a messenger RNA of Pocillopora verrucosa, 846 nucleotides long. The record is from RefSeq and is a predicted model, not a curated record. NCBI's taxonomy places the organism in Eukaryota, Metazoa, Cnidaria, Anthozoa, Scleractinia, Pocilloporidae.